UUUCUUUAAAUUUAAAUAUUACGACUGUGCUCGCACCAUUAAAAUAUUUGAUUUAUAACAAAUAUAUUAUAUUUUUAGACCCAACGACUACAAAAAUAUGCGUUGCGCAUGCGCAGUACCUUCUUCUUACUUAAUUACUUUUUAAAACUUAAUUCCUUAACGUAACUACUGCAGUAAAUCAUUUCGCAGAAGUAAAUGUUUCAAAAUGUUUAUGAACAACCAGUAACAAAGUAUGAAUAUUUCUGUCUUUGUUUAUAUUCUCCACGUUCAUAUAAACUAGGCUUGGCGGCUUGGUUAUGUUACUCUAUAAACAUGUCUUAUAAAUUUAAUAAAAAUCAAAAAUUAUUAAUACAAUUAAUCAAUGGUGAUGUAAUAGAGGGUCAGUUUGUGUCCAGCACCAGCUCAAGACUGAACGUCAGAAAUUGUUUGACUCCGCACACUCAAACUAAAGACCCAUCCACACAACAUUUCUAUGAGAGUGAAAUAGUCAAUGUCAAAGCAUUUGAAUUAGAAGAUGUACAAUCAGAUACAUCUGAAGAACAACUCAAAGUAGAAGUAGAAGCAAAUAAAGUAAUCAAGAUACCACAAAACAAAUACAAUGCAUUGAAAGCAUUAAACAAAAGCUAUGUCUACAUGGCCACAAUGGAUGCUCGAUACUAUACAGCUGUGGAUGAUCUAGUAAACUGUGAAACAAUUGCUUGUACAAUACUAAGUACUGAUUUUGGCAGAGCUGCACCUAUUGAAUUAUUAGUCCUGGCUACUUGGGAGCAAGUUUAUAUCUUUGACAUCUCUCUAUAUAACUGCAAACAGUUUCCAGAUGCAUUGAAAUAUAUACUGGAGUGUGAAGACAUUGUUAAAGUCGUGCAUGAUUCCAGAGGGUUAGUGGACUGCAUGCAUCAUCAAUACCAUAUCAAAGUUAUGAAUAUAUUUGACACAUAUGUUGCUACAGAGAUGGUUUCUGAUGAGAAAUUGACUCUACCUGAAUGUCUGUUAUACUAUUUUAAUUUCCCACUGACUUUAAUAAAGGAAGCUAUGGAUCUCAAACAAAUGUCUGAAUGGGGAAGAAGACCAUUAUCUGAUGAAAUAAAGCAAUAUGCUGCAAUGAAUGUGCAGUAUCUGAUCACACUGAAGAAUCAUUUACAAAAACAGCUAUUAAAGGAAUUCCAUGAGAGAGUACUCAAGCAUUCACAGAGUACUAUUGAACAGUCCUACCUAAAUGCACAAAUGAGUUUAGGUAGUCUAAAUAUUAAUAAAGAAUGAUGAAUUAAUUGAUUAUAUAAAUAA
Dalotia coriaria is the source of this 1284-nucleotide messenger RNA. Its product is annotated as piRNA biogenesis protein EXD1. NCBI's taxonomy places the organism in Eukaryota, Metazoa, Arthropoda, Insecta, Coleoptera, Staphylinidae. The record is from RefSeq and is a predicted model, not a curated record. Gene Ontology annotation, biological process: piRNA processing. Gene Ontology annotation, cellular component: PET complex. Gene Ontology annotation, molecular function: 3'-5' exonuclease activity; nucleic acid binding. The coding region runs from base 196 to 1260 and encodes 354 amino acids. The transcript is spliced from 2 exons.